UCUCACGUGACGAGUUCUGCAGCUACUGCCCUGGGGCAAGAACCGGUCAGUUCAGUUAAAACACACAGGCUCCUCUGUUCAUGCUGGCUCCACACAGCCCUAGGUCCUUUACUGCUCUUUUCUCGGCUGUGGGCGGCCUUGAGCCGGCAGGGGAUACAGUGACACCCAAUUAGGAGCUCGCACUUGGCUGAGUGGCUCAGCAUAGGCUGCCUGGGCUGCACGAGGGCUGGAUUUUUGCUUUGUCAUCCUGACUCUGGCCGUUUGCCCGCCCGCUCCGAGUAGGGCGUGGCUUCGCGGCGCCACUGCGAACCUGCUACCCUUUCAACCCAGUUCCCUUCAGUCCCGCGUGCGCAUCACCACCCCAGCAGGUGGACGGAGCCCAGAAGGACGGUCUGCAUCUUCUCCAUUGUGGCGUUCAUAGGACGGCCCGGGCCUGCACGCCGCGCUCGCCGAGCUCACCGCCGACCCCGAAGUGCCCGUGGUGUUUGUGAGGCAGACCAGGAUAGGCGGCCAUGGUCCGACUUUGAAGGCUUAUCAGGAGGGCACGCUGCAGAAGCUCCUGAAGAUGAAUGGUUCAGAGGACCCACCCCAGUCCUAUGACUUUGACCUUAUCAUCAUCGGCGGUGGCUCAGGAGGACUGGCAGCCGCCAAGGAGGCAGCUAAAUAUGGCAAGAAGGUGAUGGUUCUGGAUUUUGUCACCCCCACGCCUCUUGGAACUAGAUGGGGUCUCGGAGGAACAUGUGUGAAUGUGGGUUGCAUACCUAAAAAGCUGAUGCACCAGGCGGCUCUGCUGGGACAGGCGCUGCGAGACUCUCGCAAUUAUGGUUGGAAAUUCGAGGAGACGGUUGAGCAUGACUGGGAGAAGAUGACGGAGGCUGUCCAGAAUCACAUCGGCUCCCUGAACUGGGGCUACCGAGUGGCUCUACGGGAGAAGAAGGUGGUCUAUGAGAACGCCUAUGGGGAGUUCAUCGGUCCUCAUCAGAUUAAGGCAACAAAUAAUAAAGGCAAAGAAAAAAUUUACACAGCAGAGCGAUUUCUCAUUGCUACCGGUGAAAGGCCACGCUACCUGGGCAUCCCUGGGGACAAGGAGUACUGCAUCAGCAGUGAUGAUCUGUUCUCCCUACCUUACUGCCCGGGUAAAACCCUGGUGGUCGGAGCAUCCUAUGUUGCUUUGGAGUGCGCUGGCUUUCUUGCUGGUAUCGGUUUGGAUGUCACUGUGAUGGUACGGUCCAUUCUGCUCAGAGGAUUUGACCAGGACAUGGCCAACAAGAUUGGUGAACACAUGGAAGAACAUGGCGUCAAGUUCAUAAGGCAGUAUGUACCCAUUAAGGUUGAACAAAUUGAAGCAGGGACCCCAGGCCGGCUCAGAGUGGUAGCCAAGUCCACCACUACUGAAGAAACCAUUGAAGGAGAAUAUAACACGGUGUUGCUGGCAAUAGGAAGAGAUGCUUGCACAAGAAAAAUUGGCUUAGACACCGUGGGCGUAAAGAUAAAUGAAAAGACUGGAAAAAUACCAGUCACAGAUGAAGAACAAACCAACGUGCCUUACAUCUAUGCCAUUGGCGAUAUCUUGGAGGGAAAGCUGGAGCUCACGCCAGUAGCCAUCCAGGCAGGAAGGCUGCUGGCACAGAGGCUGUAUGCUGGCUCUACUGUCAAGUGCGACUAUGAAAAUGUUCCAACAACAGUGUUCACUCCCUUGGAAUAUGGUGCUUGUGGCCUUUCUGAGGAGAAAGCUGUGGAGAAAUUUGGGGAGGAAAAUGUUGAGGUUUACCAUAGCUUCUUUUGGCCAUUGGAAUGGACGGUUCCUUCAAGAGAUAACAACAAGUGUUACGCCAAAGUAGUCUGUAAUCUCAAAGACAACGAACGAGUCGUGGGCUUUCAUGUACUGGGUCCAAAUGCUGGAGAAGUCACCCAGGGCUUUGCGGCGGCGCUCAAGUGUGGACUAACCAAAACACAGCUGGACAGCACCAUUGGCAUCCACCCGGUCUGUGCAGAGGUGUUCACGACGCUGUCGGUGACCAAGCGCUCCGGGGGUGAUAUCCUGCAGGCCGGCUGCUGAGGUUAAGCCCCAGUGUGGAUGCUCUUGCCUGGACUCGCAGCUGCUGACUCAGUUCCUUACCCAAAUCCAAGGCGAACUUUCUGGGAAGGUUCUGCUGGCACCUGUUGAGGGGGCCGUGCUUAACCACUGCCCAAGAACCCUUUGGAUCUCACAGGUGGAGGUGCUAAGUGGAAGGCAAGCAGCAUCACACUGGGGUCUCCGUAACAGACUGGAAACUGGCCUUUGGCAGUGCAUCGAGGGGUGUGUCCAUGAAGUCGCCAGCCCAAAGCCUGCGUGGUGGGCCGUGACGGAACAGCUGUCAAGCCAGUCUCAGCACCCUCUUUCCUUUUUAUGGAUUUUCUGAUUCUCGUUGUCA
Molecule: messenger RNA, 2414 nt
Organism: Ochotona princeps (American pika)
Lineage: Eukaryota; Metazoa; Chordata; Mammalia; Lagomorpha; Ochotonidae
Gene: TXNRD1
Product: thioredoxin reductase 1
Exons: 15
Coding region: 566-2059 (497 amino acids)
Biological process (GO): cellular response to oxidative stress; cell redox homeostasis; glutathione metabolic process
Cellular component (GO): cytosol; mitochondrion
Molecular function (GO): flavin adenine dinucleotide binding; glutathione-disulfide reductase (NADPH) activity; thioredoxin-disulfide reductase (NADPH) activity
Source: RefSeq, a predicted model, not a curated record